Salmo salar (Atlantic salmon) is the source of this 4138-nucleotide messenger RNA. Lineage: Eukaryota; Metazoa; Chordata; Actinopteri; Salmoniformes; Salmonidae. The record is from RefSeq and is a predicted model, not a curated record.
UAAGAAUUUGUUUCUUAACUGACUUGCCUAGUUAAAUAAAGGUUAAAAAAAAUGUAUAAGUUAUGUUCUUCUAGAAUCAAUGGCUAAACCUGAACAUUACUGCUUUAUAGGUCCAAACAUUGAUGUAGCCACUGCAGAUUGCCCCUUUGGAGUGAAAAUGGCCACAUCAAAAGAUCAACAUGAUGAUGACUGUGAACCUCGCACUCCUGAACAGUCAACCCCUCUCCUACCCCAGUUGUCACGACUUGAAGAGCUCUCAAACAUCAUUGAAAGCCAAGAACAUAGUAAACAGGAAAUUGAGAAUUUAGCUGGAAUUCUUCGGUCUCUUGCUGAUGAUUUGCAUUGUAAUUUAGAACAGCACUUAAUGAUAGAUAGGCUUGAAGUCAUACAGACAAAUAUCAUGGACAAACUUAGUCCUGGUCAAAAGGAUGGUAGUAGCGUCAUCACUGGAACAAUGAGACAGUUCUACAACAAGGCACUGGAUUCAGUAGGAACAAUCAUCACUAAACUGGCCAAAAAGAUCGGAGUCAACUAUUCAGAGUCAAAUAUGUGUCUCCAAAAAGAGUUUGGCCUUAAAACCAAUAGUCCAAAGGAAUGUUUGAAUUGCAACCAUAUAAAGAGCUCAAUGUCCUGGAUUCAGGUUGAACCUUCCGUGUCUACAGAGGAUGAGACCACCGUCUACACACUUGACUCUUCUGCAGCAGGGCAUUACGAGUGCAUCUUAUCAGGGCUGCGGUGGGUAUGUGAGAGCAAAGUUAGCCUGCGAUACCAGUUCAGCUCCUGGGAGCCUCACAUGGCCACUCUGAACAACAUGCGGUUUGAAGAAGGAGGUCCAUUACUGGACAUCACAAUGAUUUCUGGCAAAUUAGAAGAAAUUCAUCUGCCACACUUUGUCUGUAUAGAUCCAGACUACCCACAAUCCUCCUUGAGAGAAGACAUGAAGGUUCUACAUGUGAAAGACAACAGAGUGCUUCUUGAAGAAGUGGAUGAGGUGACGCGGUUCCAUGCCAAACUGCUUCAUCCCUCCUUCUCUGGCAGGGGUUUGGUACUGAGACGUGGGUUGCAUUGGAGAGUGCACUGUGACCUUCUGAUCUUUAGGUCCACCAGAGCACUCCUCACCUUACACACAUAUCUGAUCCGAUGUGAUCCUUCUCUAGCACGGGAGGUGGAGGCACAGGAGAAGUCAUAUGGAUUCUUAAGACUUCCAAAGCCAAAGCCGGAGAAGUCUCUUUGGAAGGGGAGUCGCUUCACCCUCAAGACCUCGUGUCAAUCCUCGAUUACGCCACAAAAGAUCAAGCUGAGAAGCACCAGGCCCAACUACUUUGAGGUGUACAUAAAGGACGCUGCGAUGAACUUUGAGAUGGAGUUGAUAAGUGAGACGGGAGAAUCUGCAUGGAAAGCUGAAAUACGAACAGAGGAAUACAGAGAUGAUUCAUCCACAAGAGACAUUGAGUUUGUAGAUGACUUCAGACCACAGCUCAUUCAAAAAGUCAAUAAUGUGUCUGCCAUAGCAGAUAUUCUCUUCACAAAGGGCAUGAUCGGUGAAGAGAUAAAUGCAAAUAUCAGCGCUGCACCGACCCGCCAGGCCAAGAUGAGAGUGAUAUACGAGGCACUGAAUUCAGGUGGACCACACGUCAAAGCUGCAUUCUUUACUGCACUCAAAGAAAAGGAACCCUUUCUAGUCAAAGACUUGGAUAAAUAAUACCUUAUCGCUCAAUCUCUCAUUCUUAUACCAAGACACUUUAAGCAGGGCGGAGGAAAGAGUGAUAAGAACUAAGAAAGAAGAGACUUUUCAGGGUUAGAAUCCUUGAACAAAAAGACCUAAAAUGGUUCUCACAUUUCUAAAUGUUUUAAAAUUGAACCUUUAUUUAACUAUGCAAGUCAGUUAAGAACACAUUCUUAUUUACAAUGACAGCCUACCGGGGAACAGUGGGUUAACUGCCUUGUUCAGGGGCAGAACGACAGAUUUUUACCUUGUCAGUUCGGGGAUUCGAUCCAGCAACCUUUCAGUUACUAGCCCAACUCUCUAACCACUAGGCUACCUGCCGCCCAAAGCUGACAUUAAAAGGUCAACUUUGGCGACGAAAACUGUCAAACUCCGCCCCUUUCUCAAUGUUCGAACAGAAACGGGGUGUGCCUUUGGUGGUGCCUUUGGUCUUCUGUAACCAAAUGUAGUAUUCAUCCAUUUAAUUUUUUAAGCAUUAAAUGAAGUUGUAUGAUGGUGCAUUGAUCAGUUACACAGUUUAACUGCAUUCUUUGAGUUUUUUCCCCAAAGUCGACCUUUAAAAAUGGGACAUCGAGGUGAUGAACUAGACACAAAACUACGAUGACAAACUGCAGUGUACCAAGUCUGUUUUAACAUAUUACCUUGUAUAAAUAUGAUUUACAUUUCAAUUUUCACUGUAUUACAUAUUCAUUUCAUUAGAUUUUCAUUGUAUUACAUUUCAUUGUAUUUGUUGUUAAUCAUGUAUUGGAUCAAUGAAAGAUUUACCACAGUAUUAUCUCUACUGUAUGCAUAUGAUGUAGCCUAUCUCUAUGUAUAGUAUCAACCUAAAAACCUGUGGACACAUCCAGAACUUUUUGCAGUACCAUUGAGUCUGAUUCCUAAUAUAGAAAAAUAUGUACAAAAUGUCUCUGUGUGCUAAAUCUACAAGUAUGAUGGCAACAUAUAUCCUAAAGGUUAGCUUAACAAAUCGCUAUCGUUCUCUAACAUGCAAAGUCUUACAUAAGGUGUUUCUGAGUGAGUGACCGUGUAAGACAAAAGGAAUGUGUCAACAAAUGACCAAGUCAACAACCAGCGGCUUUUUAACAUUUCUGUGGGAUACAAACGGUUAUACAGACAUUACCUGUAUAUAGUGCAUCCAAAGGAAAAAACAAACAUUUGAUUUUUAAAAAAAGAAGACAUUUCAUUACACAACAAGACAUCUGGAGAGGUUGUCUCCUAGACCAAACAGCCUGGACCAGACAUCUGGGGAGGUUGUAUCCUAGACCAAACAGCCUGGACCAGACAUCUGGGGAGGUUGUAUCCUAGACCAAACAGCCUGGACCAGACAUCUGGGGAGGUUGUAUCCUAGACCAAACAGCCUGGACCAGACAUCUGGGGAGGUUGUAUCCUAGACCAAACAGCAUGGACCAGACAUCUGGGGAGGUUGUAUCCUAGACCAAACAGCCUGGACCAGACAUCUGGGGAGGUUGUAUCCUAGACCAAACAGCAUGGACCAGACAUCUGGGGAGGUUGUAUCCUAGACCAAACAGCAUGGACCAGACAUCUGGGGAGGUUGUAUCCUAGACCAAACAGCCUGGACCAGACAUCUGGGGAGGUUGUAUCCUAGACCAAACAGCCUGGACCAGACAUCUGGGGAGGUUGUAUCCUAGACCAAACAGCCUGGACCAGACAUCUGGGGAGGUUGUAUCCUAGACCAAACAGCCUGGACCAGACAUCUGGGGAGGUUGAAUCCUAGACCAAACAGCCUGGACCAGACAUCUGGGGAGGUUGUAUCCUAGACCAAACAGCAUGGACCAGACAUCUGGGGAGGUUGUAUCCUAGACCAAACAGCCUGGACCAGACAUCUGGGGAGGUUGUAUCCUAGACCAAACAGCCUGGACCAGACAUCUGGGGAGGUUGUAUCCUAGACCAAACAGCCUGGACCAGACAUCUGGGGAGGUUGUAUCCUAGACCAAACAGCCUGGACCAGACAUCUGGGGAGGUUGUAUCCUAGACCAAACAGCCUGGACCAGACAUCUGGGGAGGUUGUAUCCUAGACCAAACAGCCUGGACCAGACAUCUGGGGAGGUUGUAUCCUAGACCAAACAGCCUGGACCAGACAUCUGGGGAGGUUGUAUCCUAGACCAAACAGUCUGGACCAGACAUCUGGGGAGGUUGAAUCCUAGACCAAACAGCCUGGACCAGACAUCUGGGGAGGUUGUAUCCUAGACAAACAGCCUGGACCAGACAUCUGGGAAGGUUGUAACGUAGGCUAAACAGCCUGGAGCAGACAUCUAGGGAGGUUGUAUCCUAGGCUAACCAGCAUGGACAAGAGGCAGGGGACAGUCAGGGCUAGACAGAACAAACACGUUAUCCUCCCAUGUUAUCUUGAUCCUUCUGUGGAUAAAUUAAUAAACAUUUACAGUCCAAGUA